This is a messenger RNA of Pecten maximus, 1054 nucleotides long. Its product is annotated as transforming growth factor-beta-induced protein ig-h3-like. The record is from RefSeq and is a predicted model, not a curated record. The transcript has 6 exons. The coding region runs from base 100 to 978 and encodes 292 amino acids. Gene Ontology annotation, molecular function: cell adhesion molecule binding. Gene Ontology annotation, cellular component: extracellular matrix. Gene Ontology annotation, biological process: cell adhesion; extracellular matrix organization. Lineage: Eukaryota; Metazoa; Mollusca; Bivalvia; Pectinida; Pectinidae.
CUGCUGUCUGCAUGGCGCGUGUCUUAUCGUCCCCUAACCUCGAAUGCCAUUUGAACUUGUCCUGAGUCCCCGUUAGCUGGUAUCCCUGUUCUUCCUAUAAUGUUGCCCUUCCUGACCUUUCUGCUGGUACUGGGACAGACCAUCCAGGGGGAACAAUGGGACAUCUAUGAUCUCGCAGACUCCCUAGGCUGUAAGGAUUUCGUCAGUGCCUUACAGAACACGGGGCCAAUGUACGUACUCUCCAACAACGACUCCGGACCGUUUACAGUAUUUGCUCCAACCGACGAUGCCUUCAACAACCUUCCUGCCAACAUUGCCGCCAUUUUUAAUUUCGGUAACUGGGAGUACAUGCACGAAAUUAUCACUUUCCACAUCACAUACGGCAACAUGACAUUGGCUGAUUUUCAUAACGAGGCUAAACUCCCCACGUGGCAGGGACAGGAUCUAAGAGUCAACAUUUACUCCAACACAUCAGGAGGCGCUCCGAUAGUGACGGCAGAAGGCGCUAGGAUAGUGAAGUCGGCAGUAGCUACCAAUGGGAUCGUACAUGUGGUGGACCACGUGCUCUACAACUACCCUCAGGUUUCGGCCGACCAGUACGUCCACGAGCAGAGAAACAUGACAACCCUUGACUUGGUGGUCCAGAUAACUGAUCUACAGGAUAAACUCAGAGGAGACAAUAUAACACUAUUUGCUCCCCAGGAUUCGGUGUUUGAAAAUAUAGAAGGAUUUAUGAACAAAACACUAUCUAACAACACCAGGAUCACAAAUUUGGUGAAGAACCACAUGGUCAAUUCUACCUUGUAUUCCACAAGUCUAACAGACGGAUCCGUACUGACUAACACACUCGGCCAACACAUCGUGGUGAAGAAAAACGGAACUACCAUUACCUUGAACGGUGUCUCGGUGCUACGAAGUGACGUCAGUGUUACCAAUGGCGUCGUGUAUACCAUAGGCGGUCUGCUUUUCCCGGCCUGAGCAUCAGCUGAAGACAUUCCCUAUUGUCAGUACCAAGAAAGCUUCUGCGCAAGAAAUAAAAUUCUAAUGGCACCAA